Messenger RNA from Chiloscyllium plagiosum (whitespotted bambooshark), 2702 nucleotides. Its product is annotated as tumor necrosis factor ligand superfamily member 10. Gene Ontology annotation, cellular component: membrane; cytoplasm. Gene Ontology annotation, biological process: immune response; intracellular protein localization. Gene Ontology annotation, molecular function: protein kinase A binding; tumor necrosis factor receptor binding. The record is from RefSeq and is a predicted model, not a curated record. Lineage: Eukaryota; Metazoa; Chordata; Chondrichthyes; Orectolobiformes; Hemiscylliidae.
UUGGCCGAAACGUCGAUUUUCCUGCUCCUAGGAUGCUGCCUGACCUGCUGUGCUUUUCCAGCGCCACACUCUCGAUAUAAAAGUCCCAGUUAUUCUUCGACAGGAGGACAGAAAGGAGAACGGAGUACAAUUCAAGUCUUAGUAAUGACUAUGGAGACUGCCGGACCUAUUGAGAUUGUUUCAGCACGUUCUGAUAUUUAAAGACAUGCAAGAAAGUUUUGGUUAAAAAAAAUCGGAUCGAACAUUUGGGACCCGUACAAUUCCGCGCUAACUUCCCUGUUGGUAGCAGGCCAGAAAGAAGCCAAAGGCAGUAUUGAACAGUUGAGCUUUACAGCGACAGUGAUUUCCAGUAACUAGCAGAAUGAAACUGCUCCUCUUCUGGACCCACCCACAGCCGCUGGAAGAUUUUUUUUCUCUGGAGGUUAUUUCCUUCCAGGCGGGUAGAUGCUGUGAGUGUUGUUGUCUAACCCACGGGAUGUAAUGGCUGGACAGUAUUGCCGGUCUAGCAGCUCGGAAUCCGCCGUUCCUAUGAUCAGGGCGAGCCCCAGGGCAGGAGCCUCGGCAAACUGCAAGCUGGCAUUGGUCGGCGGGCUCACUGCGGUUUGCUCACUCGCCUUAACUGCGGGAAUGGUUGUGCAUUUCACAAGAGAAAUCGCAAAGAUUAAAAAUCAGAAUGCUCCUCAGGAUCUGUGGUGUCUGAAUAAUCCCACCAAAUUUGAAGAACUAAUCAGUACUGAGACUGAAGACUUGAGUGAUCAGUUCACAAAAGAUCCCUGCUGGAAACUCGCUAACAAUAUUAAAUUGCUUGUAAACAAGGUAGUAGACCAUACAAACAAGAAACGAGUAAUCAAAGAUGUAAUGGACAAUUUACCUGUAGAUGUUUUUAAAACUGCAGCAGAAUUCGAUGACAAACCAGCAUACCACUCCUCUGCUCAUCUCACUGUACAAUCUGGGUCUCAGCAAGGUAUGUCACACUAUGCACACCAGUCAUGCCGUCACCUUGUUAAAUGGGGUUUUGAGAAAGGUUUAGCCUAUGUUCAGAACAUGACGAUCAAUCAUGGAAAAUUGCGAGUCAGUGAAACAGGCAAAUACUACAUUUAUGCUCAGACUUACUUCAGAUAUCAGCACAAGGCUGAUGAUGAGGACUUUUCUGAAAUACCUAAUGAGCAACAACUUGUGCAGUGCAUAUACAAGAUGACAACUACCUAUGCAUCGCCAAUCCUGCUCAUGAAAGGUGUAGGAACAAAAUGUUGGGCAGCGAAUGCUGAAUAUGGUUUGAAUUCCAUCUACCAAGGAGGACUUUUUCAGUUGAAGGCUGGUGAUGAAAUAUUUGUUACUGUUUCUGAUAUAAGAUUAAUAGAUGAUGAUGUAUCAUCUAGCUACUUUGGAUCCUUUAGACUGAGUGUGUAAGGGGUUCUAAUGAUCCCUGCUGAGAAUAAUGCUGCACAAAUCAGAUUCCAGAAUGAAAAUUGGCCUGAGAGACUUUUCUUUAAUUUUGCAGUUGGUGAAUGUGGUGGUUAACCACUGAAAUAUAUUUGUAUGAGGUUGUGCAUGUUCUUUAACAACAGAACAUGAGUUUAUUUCACAGAGGAAAAAAAAAUAUAUAUACACAAGACAGUCACAAAGAUCUAAACUUGUACAUCAAAGCAAAGUUCUCAGUUGUUUCUUAACAUUAUCCAUUACAGAGAUUCAAUCCCAGACAAAGAUCACUGCUAAAUUAGCAUUUUAAAAAAUCUUUAUUUAACCGACUCUCCCCAAUUUCUUUCUCUUGAACUAUGGAGACAAUCUUACAAUUCUGUGUCUGUUGACAUAAACCUCCAAAAAUGCUGAUGACCUAAAUUUUCUAAGUGGUCUUGGCUUGGAAGCUCUGCAUACUAGAAACUACUUCCACUGACUGUAGGUGGUUCCCCUGAAGUGACUGGAUUCUUCUGGAAGAAGAAACAUUUUUACCUUCUGAAUUCUGUGUACAUUUGAAUUAAAACUUUGAACCAUUUCCGUUCUGUGUCAAACAAAAGUAAUUGCCUUAAUAUGUUUACACUGUCUGUCAUAAGACCAACAGUAUAAACGUUUUAUCCAUUAACACCCUUACUGGAAUUCUCCUCGGCACUUAGUGCAGUCUCAUGGUUUUUUGGAACUGAUGAAUAUAGGUCACCAGACUGUCCCAAACUGACUUGCUGACCUUUGGCAAAACAUGUUCACAGGACUGACCCACGUCAUCUGCUUCAAGUUUAAUGUCAAAGUCUAAAUAUCUAAUAUAUAGAUAUAAUACACUUUUCAUCACAUCACCACACAGUGGCAGCAGCGUGAACCAUACACAAGAUGCACUGCAGAAACUUAUCAAGGGUCCUUUUACAGCACGUUCAAAACCCAUGACAUCAAUACCAAGAAGAACAAGGAGAGCAUGGGUGUAAAUACCACUGCCUGCAAGUUCCCUUUUCAACAGACCACUCCAAUUCGGAAAUGUAUCAACAUUUCUUCCCUCACCAAAUAAAUAUUCUAGAAUCCUAUUCCUAACAAUACAGCAGGCAUACCUACAACACAACCUCAAACAGAUAAAAGAUAGCAGCUCACCACCACCUACUUGGAAGCUUAUAGGGAUGUGCAAUAAACUUUGCUCUCACCAGCAAUGCUCACAUCCCAUAAACAAGUUAAAUGAAAACUGAUUUUAAUUUCAGAUAAUAAAAGUUUUCUUUCAAACAAAA